CUUCUACUGCCUCUGGCUUUAUUGCGUCGCCGAUUGUGAGCGUAUCCAUUGGCAUAUUAGCUAUUUGCAGGUAUUCACGUGACAAUGGCGGCGGGGUCCGCCGAUUGAAGACCCGGCGCACAGCUUACAGCCAGAGCUCUGUCCAGCCUUCGCGAAGAUCAGUGUUAGAAUGAGCCCUCUUGACAGUUGAGUUAGGUUUUUCGCUUGCCGGCGCCCUCAGGAAUUGAAUCUUCUUUUCUGAUCCGUGCUCAUGGAGGCAGCGGGGCCCAUGAUUGACAGUGCAAACGGGGUUUCGUCGAACUGGGGCGAGGAGGGCUUGCAGGAAGCUGAUGAACAAAGGCCCGAGCAGGAAACCCCGAGUUCGCGGUAUGGUACCAGUCAGGAUGGACAACCGCCGUUGUGGGUGCGGCGAUGGGUAGAAACCAGCUCCUCCAUCGCGCCCGGUAAAAUCCAGGUUCUCAAGUGGGUUAAGUACGACCCACAAGAUGACGUCAGCCAAGGAACGCCUGCUCAAACUGAAGCGCCGUUAACUUCACCGACCUCGGGGCAGAAGCGGAGGCGCAGAGAAACGCCCAACCAGGAGAUUGUGUGCCCCUACGAGGGUUGCGGGAAAGUGUUUCCAGACAUGGGGGCCAUUCGGAAGCACGCGAGGAUCCAUGGGGAGAAGGCGUAUCAGUGCACGUUCGAAGGCUGCGGGAAGCGAUUUGUGGACAGUUCCAAGUUGAAGCGCCACUUUUUGAUCCACACCGGAGAGAAGAGCUGGAUCUGCCCCUACGAGGGUUGCAGAAAGGCUUUCUCUCUUCCAUACAACCUGCGGUCACAUGUGCGGAGCACUCACGACCCGGAGUUUACCUAGCAAUUGGUAGCGUUCGUAUGGACCCCGUUCACGUUCAUAGCUGGAGAACCAUAUUUCCGAUCAGAAGAAGGAGCGUCUUCUUCUGCAUCGGCCUGUGGCUUUCUAAGUGACUCCAAUCGGUUGGUAGCUUUGCCUACAAGUCUACCUGAAGCUGGACUGAUGUAGGUCAGUUUCGAAGUGGGCGGCCGCGCCCAUCUUAAUUUCUACGUUUGGAUCGAUGUUGCUUUCUUUCCCUGAUGGGCUACCUAUCGUUUAAUCCUGAUCUCCAACUUAUCGUCUCCUGUUUAGAGGUUUGCAUACUGGGGGAUCAGCCUGAAACACCUAACAACGGCAUGCCAGUAAGCUUUCUGGCUCUAUUUAUGAUCACGACUAGUGUUGCUUGUUGCAUGGCGG
Klebsormidium nitens is the source of this 1249-nucleotide messenger RNA. NCBI's taxonomy places the organism in Eukaryota, Viridiplantae, Streptophyta, Klebsormidiophyceae, Klebsormidiales, Klebsormidiaceae. The record is from the annotation of a GenBank genome assembly.